Molecule: messenger RNA, 662 nt
Organism: Nelumbo nucifera (sacred lotus)
Lineage: Eukaryota; Viridiplantae; Streptophyta; Magnoliopsida; Proteales; Nelumbonaceae
Source: RefSeq, a predicted model, not a curated record
ACGAGUUCAGACUACAUCUCUCAGCUCUCAGACCACUCACUCAGUGUGUCUCCAUCUCUCUCAGUCAAUCAAGAAAAGAUGAGUCUUCCAAGGAGACCUUAUGCUUACUCGAAGAUGGAGAGAGAAGAGCCAGAAGAGAGAAUUCAUCGGAGAGCCCAGUUCUUGAUCUACAAGGUUCUGGAACAAGCUGAUUCGCGGAGAAGUGAAUGGUCUCUAAGAGUGAGAGUAUGCCGGUUGAAGGUGAAGAUUGGGAAGAGACUCAAGAGGCUUAGAAAGACCAUGUUGUUCACCAUUUCUGCUGCUAGGACUUGUGUGUACAGGCAAGUGGCGACCAAACUGAAGAUAUGGAAGCGCUUCAUUCGCGGUAGAGACACCAUCGUCACUCUUCCUCCUAUCUUCACUUAACUCUCCACUUUCGUUUCUUCUUCUUCUUCUACAACCCGCAACGUCAAGGUUGCAACUUCUAAAAUAUCGGAUCUAUCCAUCUCUUUUGGUUUUUCUCUGUAACCGCCCGUCUGUUUUGGUAAGCGUACUGUAACAACAUAUAGUCGUUGGAAUAUGUUUUACAUUUUUUACUGAGGAGGUCACUCUGUAGGUGUAGCUACACUGUUUGAAUGGAAUCGAAGGUGUAAUGAAAUGAAAAGGGCGCUUUUUUUUUUUUU